AUAUACAUCAUACACUAUCAUGUCUUCUUUACAACCAAGUAAAGACGAUAAAGGAACAGAAGAUUCUUUCCAAGAAAUAUCUCCUGACGUUAUUCCAGAUGAAGGUAGGGCACCAACAGAUUUAGAACUUGAAACACUUAGACAUGUGGCUGAACCAAUCCCAUUACGAUGCUGGCUUGUGGCUAUUGUUGAAUUAGCCGAGCGGUUCAGUUACUAUGGGUUGUCAGCUCCAUUUCAGAACUACAUGCAAAAUACCCCACAAGACUCACCUAGAGGUCUUCUUGGUUUAAAUCAAAAUGGUGCAACUGCUCUCUCUUACUUUUUCCAAUUUUGGUGUUACAUCACUCCUAUCCUUGGUGGUUGGCUUGCUGACACUUAUUGGGGGAAGUACAAAACCAUCACUUUUGCUUGUGGAGUUUAUUUAGUUGGGAUUCUUAUCUUAUUCCUCACUUCCAUUCCAUCGAUCAACAAUCAUAACCUGGCUUUGGGCGGAUUUAUAGUUUCAAUUAUUAUUAUUGGUUUGGCAACCGGCGGUGUCAAGUCCAAUGUCUCACCAUUGAUUGCCGACCAAGUGCCUACUCACAAGCCAGUUAUUAAAGUAUUGAAGUCAGGUGAACGUGUCAUCCAAGAUGCAAACAUCACUAUUCAAAAUGUAUUUAUGUUUUUCUAUAUGAUGAUUAAUAUUGGGUCAUUGUCUGUGCUUGCCACUACUCAAUUAGAACACAAGAUUGAUUUCUGGGCCGCAUAUUUACUUCCCUUUUGUUUCUUCUUUAUUGCCCCACUUUGUCUUCUCCUUGGAAGAAAGCAGUAUGUUAAAACUCCAGUCGGCGAUAAAAUUGUCAACAAAACAUUCCAAUGUAUUUGGAUUGGACUUAGAAAUAAGUUCAACUUAGAUGCCGCAAAACCAAGCGUGAACCCCGAUAGAGGAUAUCCAUGGACUGAUCAUUUUGUGGAGGAAGUCAAGAGAUCAUUGUAUGCUUGCAAAGUGUUUGUGUUUUAUCCAGUAUAUUGGCUAGUCUAUGGACAGAUGGUGAACAAUUUUAUUUCCCAAGCAGGUCAAAUGGAGCUUCAUGGAUUGCCCAAUGAUUUCUUGCAAGCAAUCAACUCCAUCACAAUUAUUGUCUUUAUUCCAAUUUGUGAAAGGUGGAUUUACCCCUUGAUCAGAAGAUUCACUCCAUUCAGAGCAAUUACCAAAAUUUUCUUUGGAUUCAUGUUUGCUACGGCAGCCAUGAUCUAUGCUGCUGUUUUGCAACAUUACAUUUACUCCGCGGGACCAUGUUACCAAUUUCCCAAAGAGUGUGCACCAGAAUACCAAACUGUUCCUAAUCAAAUACAUGUAGCUAUUCAAGUCCCAGCAUACCUGUUGAUUGCCAUGUCGGAAAUUCUCGCUUCCAUUACUGGGUUAGAAUACGCAUACACCAAGGCACCAGCUAGUAUGAAGUCAUUCAUCACAUCCCUUUUCUUAGUUACUAAUGCAUUUGGUGCGGUAUUGGGUAUUGCUUUGAGUUCAACUUCCAAAAAUCCAAAGAUGGUCUGGACAUAUACUGGUAUUGGAAUUGGUUGUUUCAUUGCUGGUUGUUGUUUCUGGUUGAUAUUCCAUCAUUACAACAACAAGGAACUCGAGCAUCAAAAAUUAGAUUGGGAAGAGGAAGAAGACCCAGCCGGUGGUUUGAAACCAGUGCUUUCCGUUCAUUCUUUCAGAAGUAUGACAUAG
This is a messenger RNA of Spathaspora passalidarum NRRL Y-27907, 1714 nucleotides long. RefSeq lists its product as uncharacterized. The coding region runs from base 20 to 1714 and encodes 564 amino acids. Gene Ontology annotation, cellular component: plasma membrane; fungal-type vacuole. Lineage: Eukaryota; Fungi; Ascomycota; Pichiomycetes; Serinales; Debaryomycetaceae. The transcript has a single exon. Gene Ontology annotation, biological process: transmembrane transport; oligopeptide transport. The record is from RefSeq and is a predicted model, not a curated record. Gene Ontology annotation, molecular function: tripeptide transmembrane transporter activity; dipeptide transmembrane transporter activity.